GGAUCCUGUUUGUCUUCAGCCCAACGCAUCCAACGCGGACCAUUUUAGCGUUAGCGGAAAACUAUCGCCGAAUUCAAAUCGCUGGAUGAUCCUCGCUUGAUCACACCAGUUCUCGCCGACAAAACGGCUGGAGAACGACCAAACAGAAAAUUGCGCAAAGAGAGAAUAAUUGCGCGGUGGAGACAGCAGUAAACCGCCACAGCUUGUGUUCUGUUCCCCUUUCUUUUUUACUACUAAAUUUCCUCGGGUGUGAAGAUGAGGUUGACCAACAGCAGACGGUGCUCAACUGUGGAUGGGGAUGGGAAGGAGCUGGCUCCCCCGUUUAGAAACCCCUUUGUGCAUGACUUGCGAUUCACCCCGCUACAGAAAGUCAAGAUUGCCGUCAUGUCGGUGACGCUGUUCCCCAUCCGCCUUUUUUUCGCCGCGUUCAUGAUGUUGCUGGCCUGGCCCUUCGCCUUCGUGGCCACCGUGGGGCGCUCCGAGCAGGUGGUGGAGCCGCUGUGCUGGUGGAGAAGGUUGGUGGACCUGGCGCUCAAAGCCAUAAUGCGGGCGAUGUGGUUCGCCGGCGGCUUCCACUGGAUCACGGUGAAGGGGCGGCAGGCCCUGCCCUCCGAGGCGCCCAUUCUCACCCUGGCGCCUCACUCCUCCUACUUCGACGCCAUCCCCGUCACCAUGACGAUGGCGUCCAUCGUGAUGAAGGCCGAGAGCAAGGACAUCCCGGUGUGGGGCACACUGAUCAAGUUCAUCCGCCCUGUGUUUGUGUCACGGUCGGACCAGGAUUCCCGCAGGAAGACCGUGGAGGAGAUCAAGCGGCGGGCGCACUCGGGAGGGGAGUGGCCUCAGAUAAUGAUAUUCCCAGAGGGGACAUGCACCAACAGAUCCUGUCUGAUCACAUUUAAGCCUGGAGCCUUCAUUCCGGCUGUGCCGGUACAGCCUGUGGUGCUUCGCUACCCCAACGAAAUGGAUACAAUCACAUGGACAUGGCAAGGCCCUGGAGCGUUCAAAAUACUGUGGCUCACGCUUUGUCAGCUGCACAACGUGGUGGAAAUAGAGUUCCUACCUAUCUACACCCCGUCUGAAGAGGAGAAAAAGAACCCUGCUCUGUUUGCAAACAACGUGAGGCGUCUGAUGGCCAAGGCUCUGGAGGUUCCUGUCACAGAUUACUCGUUUGAGGACUGCCAGCUCACCAUGGCCGAGGGCCAGCUGCGUCUCCCUGUCGACACGUGUCUCCUGGAGUUCGCCAAGCUCGUCCGCAGAUUGGGUUUGAAACCGAGGAAAAGCGAGGAUGCCCUGCAGGAGCAUGGGAGUAGGGCAAGGAAGCUGCGGGGUGAGAAGAUGACCCUGGAGGGCUUCGCCCAGUAUCUCAACCUCACCGCGUCAGACACACUCAGAGACAUGUUCUCUCUGUUUGACGAGCACGAGGACGGCACAAUGGACAUCAGAGAGUAUGUGAUCGCCUUAUCCGUUGUAUGCAGACCCUCAAAAACUCUGGAGACAAUAAAACUGGCCUUCACAAUGUUCGAGGCAGAGGAAGAUGGGGCCAUCGUGGAGGAUGAGCUGGCCUGCAUAUUGAAAACGGCCCUCGGAGUCCCGGAGCUGAAUGUAACAGAUCUGUUCUGUGCUGUCGACAUCAAUGACAAAGGAAAGAUCACCUUUGAGGCCCUCAGAAGCUUUGCGGAGCAGCACCCGGACUUCGCCGAGCAGUACCUGUACCCCCACCAGGCGGGCUUCCGGAACGGCGCGCGGACCCCCUCCACCGCCGUGUCCAACGGCUUCUGCACGGACUUCACCCCCGACGAGCACAUCAGCCUGGGGGACGCGGCGCGGAAGAAAGCCGACUAAACACCCGUCGGCGGGGAGUGGCCAGGCUAGAGGGAACGUGGCCUGCGCUGAAGGUGUGGCUUGCAGACGGUUUAGCCAAUCGGGAUCAUGCUUACCC
Megalops cyprinoides (Indo-Pacific tarpon) is the source of this 1939-nucleotide messenger RNA. RefSeq names its product lysophosphatidylcholine acyltransferase 1 (gene lpcat1). The transcript is spliced from 14 exons. Lineage: Eukaryota; Metazoa; Chordata; Actinopteri; Elopiformes; Megalopidae. Gene Ontology annotation, molecular function: calcium ion binding. The record is from RefSeq and is a predicted model, not a curated record. Bases 256 to 1842 code for a protein of 528 amino acids.